AUGUCGCAAACGACUCUAGGUGUCAAGGUUCUGGUGCAUAUUCCGCUACCACCAGGGUGGCUGCAGGAUCCCAGCGUUUUGCAUAAAGCUACCAGUGUCCGGCCCACGCUCGGGCUUGUGCAGACCACGGGGGUGGCUCACAAGUCACAGGCAAUCAAAGCACUGGCGAAGACCCUCUCCAAGAGAUCCCUCCCUAAGAGGUUGCGGAAUUCGGGCCGAGAUCAGAUCUUGACGGCGCUCAACAAGACCAGGGAACCCUGCGGGUGA
This is a messenger RNA of Penicillium oxalicum, 267 nucleotides long. RefSeq lists its product as uncharacterized. NCBI's taxonomy places the organism in Eukaryota, Fungi, Ascomycota, Eurotiomycetes, Eurotiales, Aspergillaceae. The transcript has a single exon. The coding region runs from base 1 to 267 and encodes 88 amino acids. The record is from RefSeq and is a predicted model, not a curated record.